Messenger RNA from Podarcis muralis (Common wall lizard), 5403 nucleotides. It is a transcript of the gene PCDH20, whose product is annotated as protocadherin 20. Gene Ontology annotation, molecular function: calcium ion binding. The record is from RefSeq and is a predicted model, not a curated record. Gene Ontology annotation, cellular component: plasma membrane. Gene Ontology annotation, biological process: homophilic cell-cell adhesion. Lineage: Eukaryota; Metazoa; Chordata; Lepidosauria; Squamata; Lacertidae.
GCGCCUCCCUCCCUCCCUUCCCGGCGCGGGGAGCCUCCAUGCCCGCAUUUGGAAUGAGCAGCCGAGGGAAUGAGCGGCGGCGGCGGCGGCGCAGCUCGCCCCCGGCCCUAGGAUCCCGCUGGCUCCCGCUGGCGAAGAGGCACCGGCCGCUGGCUAUGGGGCAGCGAUCCAGCCCUGGGAGCAGCACAAGCGCCACGCACAGGAACCUGCCGAACUUAUUCGUUUUCCUGCUCUUCCUUGGACCUUUCAACUGCUUUGCAAGCUAUAGUCGUGCCACUGAACUUUUCUACAGCAUCAAUGAAGGGCUGCCCUCCGGGUUCCUGAUCGGGAAUCUAGCCCAGGAUUUACAGGUCCAGGCAACAUCAGAGGGAGAGGGAGAGGCCACAGUAGAGGGGAAGCAGCAGCCUCAGCAAUGGGGGAAAACCCCUCUCUCCUUCAGCCUUGCCUCCCAGGGAUUAGGAGGUCAGUAUGUGAACCUAGACAACCAGACUGGAGAACUGCGCACCUCCGCAAAGGAGAUUGACCGGGAGGCGCUAUGCACAGAGGAUAAUGUUGGCUCUAGUGUGGUUGCCUCCUCCUCCUCCUCCUCCCCAGUACCAUCUUCUGAGUCGUGCUUGCUGUUGCUGGAUGUCAUGGUGUUGCCUCAGGAGUAUUUCCGCCUUGUCAAGGUGAAGAUUGCCAUCCACGAUGUCAAUGACAAUGCCCCGUGCUUUCCCAUGCCACAGAUCCACCUCUUUGUGCCUGAGAACUCACCAGUCAACACCCGUUUAGCUAUAGAGCAUCCGGCAGUUGACCCAGACAUGGGCAGCAAUGGGGUCCAGACAUACCACCUGCAAGAUGACUUUGGGGUUUUUACAUUGGAUGUGGAGGAAAAUGAAAGUGGAGAAAGAACGCCUUACCUGAUUGUCAUGGGUGCCUUGGACAGAGAGGCCAGAGACAAAUAUAUUACCCUCAUAACUGCAGAGGAUGGAGGAGUCCCUCCACUGGUGGGCAGUGCCACCCUCACUAUUGGCAUCAGUGACAUCAACGACAACUGCCCACAGUUCAAUGAGACCCAGAUCAAUGUCACAGUUUUUGGGAAUUCUAGUAUUGGGUUGCCCAUAGCCUCUGUCCAUGCUGUGGAUGUGGAUCAGGGAAUCAAUGCAGAGAUCACAUAUUCCUACAGCCAGAAGGUUUCUCAGUCAUCCCGCACUUUGUUUCACCUUGAUGAAAGCACAGGUGUUAUCAAGCUCUCCAAGAGGAUUAAUGGUGACACUCCUCGUCUCCAUCGGUUGAGCGUAUUAGCCAACGGUCCCGGUUGUAUCCCUGCAGUGAUCACUGUGUUAAUAUCCAUCAUCAAAGUCACAAUGAGACCUCCUGAAGUGAUUCCUCGUUUUAUAGCGAAUGAAGUAGAAGGGGUGGUUUACCUGAGGGAAUUAGAGCCUGUUAACACACCGAUAGCAUUUUUUACCAUAAAAGAUCCAGACGAAAAAUACAAAGUGGAUUGCUAUUUGGAUGGUGACGGCCCAUUCAGGUUGUCACCAUACAAACCAUAUCACAAUGAGUACUUGCUGGAGACUACAAAACCAUUGGAUUAUGAGGCUCAACAGUUCUAUGAAGUAUCAGUGAUCGCAUGGAAUACUGAAGGAUUCCAUGUCAAUAAAAUAGUGAAAGUGCAGGUUCUGGAUGAUAAUGACAAUUCACCUGUUUUUUCUCAAACACUGAUAGAAUUAUCAAUUGAAGAAAAUAAUGUCCCCAAUGCUUUUUUGACCAAGCUACAUGCAACAGAUGCUGACAGUGGAGAAAGAGGGCAAGUGUCUUAUUUCCUAGGGCCUGAAGCCCCUUCAUAUUUUGCUUUAGAUAAAGUCACAGGAGUUUUGACAGUUUCCACCCAGCUGGACAGAGAAGAGAGAGAGAAAUACCGCUACACAGUUAAAGCAGUAGAUUCUGGAGUACCAGCCCGAGAAUCAAUAGCCACAGUUACCAUCUCUGUACUGGAUAAAAAUGACAACAGCCCAAGAUUUAUCAACAAGGAUUUUAGUUUUUUUGUGCCAGAGAAUUUUCCAGGCUUUGGGGAAAUUGGAGUUAUAAGUGUCACGGAUGCAGAUAUAGGGCAAAAUGGCUGGGUAGCACUUUCUGUUGUAAAUGGAAGUGACAUCUUUGUUAUAGACACUGGCAAAGGAGUGCUAAGAGCUAAAGUCUCUCUAGACAGGGAACAGCAGAGCUCAUACAUCUUAUGGGUUGAAGCAGUCGAUGGAGGUGAUCCUGCCUUGUCCUCGACUGCAAAAAUAACUGUCCUUUUGCUGGACAUCAAUGAUAACCCACCCUUGGUCUUGUUUCCGCAGUCCAACAUGUCUUACCUCCUAGUCCUUCCUUCUACUCUACCUGGCUCUCCUAUCACAGAAGUUUAUGCUGUAGAUAAUGAUACCGGCAUGAAUGCAGUCAUAGCAUACAGCAUCAUAGGGAGAAGAGGUCCCCGGCCAGACUCCUUUAAGAUUGACCCCAAGACAGGCAACAUCACUCUGGAGGAGUCACUAAUGCAAAACGACUAUGGCCUUUAUCGGCUUCUUGUUAAGGUUAGUGAUCAUGGUUACCCAGAACCUCUGCAUUCCACAGUUAUGGUGAACCUCUUUGUCAAUGACACUGUGAGCAACGAGAGCUACAUUGAAAGCCUUUUAAGAAAGGAACCUGAUAUUAACGUCGAGGAAAAAGAACCACAAAUCUCUAUAGAACCCACACACAAAAGAGUAGAAUCUGCAUCUUGUAUGCCUACCUUAGUGGUCCUGUCAGUAAUAAGCUUGUGUUCAAUAACAUUGGUAACUGGGAUGGGUAUUUACAUCUGCCUGAGGAGAGGAAGAAAGUACCACAGAGGAGACGAAACUUUGGAAGUACAAAUCCCAUUAAAUGGAAGAAUUGAUCUUCAUAUGCUGGAGAAAAGGCCUGUGGAAAUUUCCAAUAUCUGAUGACUUUAAAUGGACAAUCUCAACCAAAACCUAAUAAUUCUGAAUAGUGAUUAAGUUCCCAGAUACAGGAUUGUCAGCAGUAGCUACAAUGAAGGACUACUGAUUUAUAACUUAUUGUAAUUGUAAAUACUGUAGCUGUCUACAGCUUUUUUUCAGUGAGAAGAAAAAGGAAAUCAAAUUCAUUGUACAGCUUUUUUAUGAAACCAUAGUGCUAACAGCUCAUAACUUGUCUGUGUAGACUUGGUCAUCACAAGACCCACCCAUAAAUUAAGUCAGUAUUCAUAAAGUGAAAGGUAAGACAAUGACAAAUUCAUUGUUAAAUUCUUUUUCAUUCCUAUGUCAUUUUUUACCACAAGAGGGCAACAUCUGCCAUUCCUGUAAAUGAGUCUGUUUAAAAGAAAAUGAAAAGUAUAUUUUAAAACAUUGUUUUUCUAAAGGGGAAAAAUAAACAAAAUAAAAGUAUGGGUUUGAGGUAUAAUAAUUAUAUGCUCUAUUGUAUAUACAAGAAGUUGACAAGAAAAUAUGCACUGGUAAAUCAAACAGAAUGUUUUAUUACCUCAGAUGUUUAAAUAUAUAAAUCUCCCUCUAUAUAGGAACGGCAUUAACAAGAAGUGCAAUUUGUUGAGGGUACCCAUUAUCCCCUUGUGAGGUUAUGGACAGAAAUUAGAUGUUCACUUUCACCUCAAUAUGGAGAACAAACAUUAUAAAUUGCUUCAGCAAUAUUUUGAUCAGUAUCUCUUGGAACAAAUAAAUAUGCCAUCUGGGAUGCGAACGAGUCCAGGUGUACACAGGGCAGAAAAGGGUUUCUGUUGCCAAUUUCCCUGACAUAACACUUCUUGAAACUUUUGGGAUGCCUCUGUGCAAGAUUUCCCCAGGCCUUCAAGAGGUUCGAGUACCUGCCACUAGAAUCUAAAGUACAACAGCCUGUUCCUAUGCAUAGUUACCUGAGCUAAAUGAGGCUUUCUCCUCAAGUAAGAGUGCACAAGGCUGUAGACUAAGUGCAGCAAAGUAAGGGAACAGUGAAAUGCCAGUUAUUUCUAAGCAUUAAUUUCUAUUACUUGAGAGUAAGAGAGCCUGAUAACCAUCAUGCCGACUCCAUCAAGACUAUCUGCAUGUGGAAAAUGGUUUCCAUGCAUGCAUUGUCCUUAUGGGGCCUGAACCUUAAAUACAAAAAGAUGUGACAGGGAGAAAUUCCACAUUCCGCUCAUCCACUCACUACUAAACGUCUGAUUCAGACACCCCUCUUGCUCCAAAUAGGUGAAUAACGGUGUCAGAGGCAGAGCUUACAAUCCUUCUCAUCUACUGAGGCCUGCAGGACAGAUACUUGUGUGCAGUUCCCAAUGCCUGCAGAUAUCUCUGGACUGGGGCCCACGAUCAAUAUCUCUCCAUUUCAGAAUAUUGUAGUUCCAUCUACCACCACCCCAACUAAUUUUGUUGUUGUUGUUGUUGAUCUAGUGUUCCCUAGUUGUUGUUAAUAAUGCUUUGUAGUUUCAAUGAUCUAUCAGUAGUAUUCCAUCACUUUGGUUGUAUAAUUUUUCUUUUCUUUUUUAAAAGCAAUGUUUCUGAAAUAGAUAUCUCAUAUUGAAACAAAAAUUAUUGGUCAUAUGAACCUUUGUGUUUUUUUUAAAUUUGGGCUCUUGCUAUUCUCUCAAUGGGUAUUUUGUGUGAGAGAACAGCAGCUAAUUACUGACUCUUGGCUCCCUUCCUUUUCAUUAGCUUAAUCUUUUCGAUCAUGCCCAUAACUUUCCUUCCUAAAGCCAGUGACAUACCUUCCCAGAAUUGACACCUGCCUGCCUCUGCAGCUACACAGCAGAGGGGUUAUCAGCAAUGCACACCUUUAACAAUGAUUGCAAAAGCUGCGAAACUAUCAUGCCAGAUGUCUCCAUCAAAUCUAGCUGUGUAAAACAAGGCAAAUGAGUGCUCUGCUUAGAACUGACACUUUUCUUGAGUUCUGACAAUAUGUCUGUACUGUACCAAAAGUGUUUAUAUGUCUGCAAAUAAAAACUCUAUAUUUUCAUAAUAUUUAUCUGUUAUUUUAUGGAACCUAGAUGCCUACCUACCUACACACUAUGUAUGCGGAUAUGUAUACAUUAAAAAGGGGGGAUAUGUAUCUCAGAGAUGCUCGAAAGGAUGAAAGUUUGUUAUUAUGUUAGCUCAACAUGUUUUAGUUCAAGUGAGCCUCUUCAGGGACUUGCUCAUCUGUUUCUUUAUAGGUUCUCUUGAGCUGAAACAUGUUGGGCUACCAUAAUAGUGAACAUUCAGCCUUUCCAGCAUCUCAGAGAUAUACAUCUCCCUUUUUUUGUAUUUACAGCCCUAGAUUUUUCCUGUUUUCUCUCUCUCUCUCUGUGUGUGUGUGUGUGUGUGUGUGUACACACACACACGUUUACAAUGUACUUUGCAGUAUAUGAAAUGUCACUGAAUGCAAUCCAAUGUAACUUUCCAUAAAUAUUAUUUUCUUAUA